Neltuma alba is the source of this 1688-nucleotide messenger RNA. Its product is annotated as putative serine/threonine-protein kinase. Gene Ontology annotation, biological process: protein phosphorylation. The coding region runs from base 205 to 1434 and encodes 409 amino acids. The transcript has 6 exons. Gene Ontology annotation, molecular function: protein kinase activity; ATP binding. NCBI's taxonomy places the organism in Eukaryota, Viridiplantae, Streptophyta, Magnoliopsida, Fabales, Fabaceae. The record is from RefSeq and is a predicted model, not a curated record.
GUUAUUGUGAUUUCUGUACGGAAGUAACCCAACAUUCAAUCCUUUUCUUUUUCUUCUUGUCCUCCAUCUCAAGUCAUCGCUUCCUCAUUUUUCCCAGAAACCAGUUCUGGUUGAGCCGCACGAACAUCAAAUAUCUCCUUGAACUGAUCCUCUGUUUCCGCUUCAUGGGCUAGUUUUCUCAGGCAUCGUGCGAAAAGACAGACUAUGAUCAAAUCCAAAAGCUUUCUUCAAAGUAUUAUGAAACAUCUCAAAUUCGGUUCAAGGAAAGAGAGACAGAACGAAGACGACAUUCAGAGGAUUGCCGCCAAGGAGCAGAAGGUGUUUUCCUACGAAACGUUAGUUUCGGCAACGAAGAAUUUCAAUCCUAAUCACAAGCUGGGCGAGGGAGGAUUCGGACCAGUUUACAAGGGGAAGCUCGAAGAUGGAAGAGAGAUCGCAGUGAAGAAGCUAUCAGUGAGAUCGAAUCAGGGGAAGAAGGAGUUCGUAAACGAGGCGAAAUUGUUGGCGCGUGUGCAGCACCGCAAUGUUGUGAAUCUGUUGGGCUAUUGUGUAUUUGGCUCCGAGAAGCUUCUCGUGUAUGAAUAUGUUCCUCAUGAGAGCCUUGACAAAAUUCUCUUCAGAUCAGAUAGGAGAAAAGAGCUUGACUGGCAAAAGAGGUUUGCAAUAAUAGCAGGAAUAGCUAGAGGAUUGCUUUAUCUUCACGAAGAUGCACACGACUGUAUAAUUCACAGAGACAUAAAAGCUAGCAAUAUUCUGCUCGAUGGUAAAUGGAAUCCCAAGAUCGCAGAUUUCGGCAUGGCUCGUCUCUUCCCUGAAGAUGAAACCCAUGUUAAAACCCGUGCAGCUGGAACCAAUGGAUAUAUGGCUCCAGAAUACAUGAUGUACGGGAAUUUAUCAACAAAAGCAGACGUAUUUAGUUUUGGAGUUCUGAUAUUGGAGAUCAUUAGUGGUCAACGAAACCUAUCAUUUAACUUGGAUCUGGAUUCACAGAACCUUGUCGACUGGGUAUACAAGCUUUACAAAAAAGGACGAAGCUUAGAAAUUAUGGACACUGCAAUAGCAGCUUCAGCAGUGCCUGAACAAGUGGCAAUGUGUAUUCAACUAGGCUUGCUAUGUAUUCAAGGUGACCCCAAAGACCGGCCUCCCAUGAACCGGGUCAUGGUGGUGUUGUCGAAAAAGCCGGGCCACUUGGAAGAACCGAAGAGACCCGGUGUGCCGGGUUCAAGAUACCGAAAGCAUCAUAAUCCUUAUGCAUUGUCUUCCACAAUGGGUAGUAGUUCUGGUGGAUUUGGUUCACAUUCUGGUGUUUCGAGCAAUCCUUACAAUACAAGGUCAACGGCAACGGCGACCACAGCCGCCACAGCCGCAACCACAACCACCUCUACUUCUAGAGAAUUAGACCCUCGUGGAAAACGUGUAAUUGAGGAGGGUUAGGCUCGUAUUCUCUUGUUACUUGCUCAUUCAUUUUGUAGAAAGCUAUGUAAAUGUUAGAUUUCUUUUCUUUUUUUUUCCCCCUCACCCUUAGGCCAUCGAGAAUGGAUGGUGAGAAUUGAGCUCAAUGGCUGUCAAUUUUGUUUGUUUUCCCUUGCAAGAAUCAACCAUUGAAUCCAUUUUUUGUAGUACACGAACAAUGGAGAAAAUUUACAGGUCAGGUCUUAAUGGGAUUCAUGCAUAUACAACUUGGAUGA